AAUGAUUGAAUUGCUUUUGUAAUAUAGUUUGAAUCGGAAGAUGAUCUGCCGGUAUGCGAGUCGUGGUCGGUGUGCAAUAAAUUAGAUACGUAUUCGACUCCAUGGGUAGAGAGACAGUGCCGAUGCUCUGGAACUAAGUCUUGUUCAACAUCUUUGGACACUAACGAUGGCCACACAUUAGGCGAUAAGUCCAGACAAUUCAAACUUUGCGAACCGAUAAACAAACUUCCAAUUUGUCGCUAUUUUCGAGACAUAACGUGGACUCUGACCACUAAUGCAGACAAUACCACCACUCAGACUGUUAACUGUGUCUGUCCUAAGAAUAGUGUGGCCUAUAUUUUCAAACAUCAAAUAUUCAAGUCAUCCAAAGUGGGCACUGGAUAUAAAUAUCUGUUCGCCUGCUCUCCAGAAACGAGGUUGAGAUGUGAGCGCAAAGAGCCGUGUCGUCUCUUCACUGUACGUAAAAGACCAGAUGUGGAAGAAGUGAAUACUAACACCCUUUGUCAGUGUCCUCAGGGAUAUGUGUGUCCCACACACCACAAAGAAGCCAAUGUGAUAACUGCCGGAACAGUUUAUGGUGUCGAUCAUAUUAGGACAUACAGCGGCUACUGUUCCAAACCAGUCAAGUGA
Medioppia subpectinata is the source of this 630-nucleotide messenger RNA. The record is from the annotation of a GenBank genome assembly. NCBI's taxonomy places the organism in Eukaryota, Metazoa, Arthropoda, Arachnida, Sarcoptiformes, Oppiidae.